Messenger RNA from Colletotrichum aenigma, 4290 nucleotides. RefSeq names its product ABC transporter FUM19. The coding region runs from base 1 to 4290 and encodes 1429 amino acids. The transcript has 3 exons. Lineage: Eukaryota; Fungi; Ascomycota; Sordariomycetes; Glomerellales; Glomerellaceae. Gene Ontology annotation, molecular function: ATP binding; ABC-type transporter activity; ATP hydrolysis activity. Gene Ontology annotation, cellular component: membrane. The record is from RefSeq and is a predicted model, not a curated record. Gene Ontology annotation, biological process: transmembrane transport.
AUGAAGAAUUCCUGCACCAAUGAUGACACAUUCGGUCCCGUCGUCCACGGUUGUCGUGAUGACUUCGACCUGACAAUCAAGUUCGAGCAGGUGAUCCUGACAAUCGUCCCUGCGGCCGUUUUCAUUUUCUUCAUCGCCGCAUACGCCGGACUUCGGCUUCAUCAACUGGUUCUGACCAGCCGUAGCACGUCAUGGACAACGACUACGUCAGUCGCAUCGGAUGCGAUGGUAUUCGUGGUCGGUCUUGCGAUGAUGCCGUUGUCGUUUUUGGAGCAUGCCCGCUCUCCCCGGCCAUCAACUCUGCUCAGCAUCUUCCUUCUGGUGACGUUCGUUCUCGACGUUCCGCUUUCACGAACGCUGUGGCUUUCGGCAGGGUCUGAUGCCGGCCGUCAGCAAGCCUACACCUCCCUCGCAUCACUCGUCUUGAAGGCUGCAAUUUUGGUCGUGGAGUCUCACCAAAAGCCCCUGGCAUGGUACGUCGACCAGAAACCGCAGGGUCCCGAAGCGUAUGGCGGCAUCAUCAAGCUGGCUUCGUUCUUCUGGUUGAACGGCCUCUUCAUCAAGGGAUACCGUAAAGUUCUCACAAUCAGUGACCUCUACCUCCUCGACGAUGCUAUGACGGCCGAGGUCUUGCACGCAAAGUUUGAGCCUCACUAUGCGAGAAACAACAGCGUCGGCAAGUCGCAUCCCCUCGCCAGAAGCUUGUUUCGUACCCUCGCGAUCCCCUUGAUCCUGCCGGUCGUCCCUCGGGCCCUUCGAAUAGGAUUCAUGUUUGGGCAGCCCCUUUUGAUUCAAGGUCUCCUGAGCUAUCUAGUAGAGCCCGCAGACUCUUCGUCGCCGAACAAGGGUUACGCAUUCAUCGGCGCGGCGUUCUUCAUCUACGUCGGCAUGGCAGCCUGUCAGGCGCUGCACUUUUACCUGCACGAACGGUCUCUCUUCAUGGUCAGGGGAGUGCUGGCGUCCGCUGUGUACCGCAAGACGACAGUCCUGAAGCUCUCUGCCGCAGACGACUCUGCGGCCUUGACGCUCAUGAACGCCGACGUGGAGCGCUUCAAGGGCGGCAUCCAGCAUUUCCACGAAUACUGGGCGAACCCCAUCGAGAUUGCAAUCGCAUGCUGGCUCCUCGAGCGCCAGAUCGGUGCUGCCUUUGUGUCACCCAUCAUUCUUGUCAUCAUCUGCUUCGCAAUCGCCGCAGUCAUUGCCGGCGUGUCAGCGUCUCGUCAGGCAGUGUGGAUGAAGGCUAUCCAGAAGCGGGUGGGCGUGACGUCCAAGUCUAUCUCCAGUAUGAAGGCGCUAAAGAUUUCUGCCAUGACUGGCCCGGUGGAGAGGUUGAUUCUCAAACUGCGGCUCCAGGAUCUUCAUGAUGGCGGACGGUGGCGCUCCAUGAUCAUCUGCGCUGUCGCUGCUUCUUUCACGCCGACCCUACUCGGGCCGACGGUGGCAUUUGCGACAACCUCGUCGACUCUGGAUGUUACUCGCAUCUUUACGUCCAUCGCUUACUUGAUGCUCAUCGCUGGCCCCUUGGGACUGCUGCUGCAAACGUUCCCGAUGAUGACUGGAGCAUUCGCCUGUUUGGGCCGUAUCCAAGCAUAUCUCAACAAGGAAGCGCGAGUGGAUUUCCGCAAGACCCCUGAAUCGAUGCCCCCAGCUAAGCAGAACGGGAAUGUUCCGGCGGACUCUGAGGCCACCGCGAUUACAGUCACGCAAGGCUUCUUCGGCUGGGAACAGGGAAAGAACGUCUUGGAGAAGAUCGACAUCAAGAUUCCCGCCUCUUCCCUCACCAUCAUUGUGGGGCCCAUUGCCUCUGGGAAGUCGACUUUGUUGAAGGCCUUUCUAGGCGAGACACCAUACAAUUCCGGUGAAGUCGCUUUUGGAGUCAGCUGCCGCAACGUGGGCUACUGCGACCAGUCCCCUUUCCUCUACAACGACACGGUCAAGGCCAACAUUAUUGGGCACUCUGCCCUGGACCCGGAGCGCUACAAACAAGUCAUCGACGCCACCAUGUUGUCUGCAGACCUGGCAACGCUGCCCAAAGGUGACCGCACCAAGAUUGGCAGCAAUGGCGUCACAUUGAGCGGAGGCCAAAGACAACGAGUUGCCCUCGCACGCGCCCUCUACCUGGAGACCGAGAUUCUCAUCCUCGACGACAUUCUGAGCGGCCUCGAUGCCACCACAGAGGAGCAUGUUUUCCGCCGCGUGUUUGGUCCUGAUGGCAUCGUUCGCCGCAGAGGGGUCACGGCAGUGCUCUGCACUCACUCGGUCCGGCACCUUCCUUCAGCAAACCACAUCAUAGCCCUCGGUACAGAUUGCACCGUGGUCGAACAAGGCUCUUUCGCCCACUUGAAAAACAACGGAAAAUACAUUGAGAGCCUCAAAGUUUCGGAGGAAAAGGCUGCUUCCAAGGGUGCCGACGACGACGACGAAGAUGAACCUGAGCCUAUCGCUCUGACAAAAACAAAGACUGCCGAGUCCGUCUUGGAGAAGGAGGCGGACAAGGCACGCCAGGUGGGCGACACGUCGGUCUACGGACACUGGUUCGGCACCAUGUCGCCGCUGGUACUUGCUGGAUACUUCUUCUGGUGCACCUCCUACGGCUUCAACCAGGCCUUUCCCAACAUCUGGCUCAAGGUCUGGUCUGAGGACAUUGUGUCACCGGAUCCGAAGCAUGGGAAAGCAUACUACUUGGGCAUAUACGCCCUCCUCGAAGUGCUGUGUCUCGUCUCCUUGAUCAUGGUCAUAUUCAUCUGCUUGAGAAUCAUGAUCUACCAGUCAGGAGCCAAGCUUCACCAACAGAGCCUGCGGACACUCAUUGGCGCGCCUUUGAGGUACCUGACAGUCACUGAUGCCGGCACCAUCACCGGGCUUUUUGCCCAAGACAUCAACCUGAUUGACGGAGAGCUUCCCAUGGCGUUCAUCAACUUUUCUUUUGGGAUGUUCACUGCGAUCGGGAUGCUAUUCAUCAUUGCAACCACAUCACCCUGGCUGGUUAUCACCUACCCGUUCCUCAUCGGGGUCGUGGUCGCGGUGCAGAGGUUCUACCUGCGGACGUCGAGGCAGUUGCGGCUAUUGGAUCUCGAGGCAAAGGGUCCUCUCUACUCUCACUUCAUCGACACUCUCAAGGGCUUGGCCACCGUGCGAGCAUUGGGCUUCAUACCCACCGACAUCUCGGUCAAUAACCGUCUACUCGACACCAGCCAAAGGCCAGCGUAUCAGCUUGCCCUCAUCCAGCGUUGGCUGGCGCUCGUUUUGAGGCUCAUUGUUGCCGCCAUCGCGAUUCUUGUCGUCACUCUGUCGACACAGCUGCGAGCGAACUCGGGAUACACAGGAGCAACUCUCGUGACUAUCAUGCGAUUGAGUGACACGCUCACCAUGCUCGCGUCCUCGUUUACUUCGGUAGAAACCAGUAUCGGCGCCGUAGCACGUAUCAAGACUUUCCAUGAGACAGUCAAGCCCGAGACUGGGCCGGAAGAAGACACUAUACCCGAGGAAAGCUGGCCUCAGAGGGGCGCGGUCGAAAUCAAGGGCAUCUCAGCUUCGUACGGCGACCCCGAGGACCCCAAGUCUAUGGAUGAACUCGCCAUCCGUGAUCUCGAUCUUACCAUCAACGCCGGCGAGACGGUAGCCGUCUGCGGACGCACGGGAAGUGGGAAAUCCUCUCUGGUGCUCCUGCUCCUCCGUCUCCUCAACCCUCUCCCAGACUCCGACGGCGACAUCACCAUCGAUUCCCUGCCCGCUAGCAAAAUAGACAGAGACGUCCUCCGCCGCCGCAUCAUCGCUGUCUCCCAAGACCCCAUCUUCCUUCCUGACGGCUCGACCAUCCAGGACAACAUUGACCCGUUCGGUGAAGCAGAUGAAGCAGAAUGCAGGGGCGUUCUCGAACAAGUUGGGCUUUCCGCAGCAAUCGAGGAUCGCGGUGGCCUGUCUGCCGACCUUCCCUCAGAGGCUCUCAGCGCGGGCCAGAAGCAGCUCUUCUGCCUUGCGCGGGCCGUUCUCCGCCGCCGUGUCAGGGGGCGCAACGGUGCCGAGGGUGGCAUCCUCCUUCUCGACGAAGUCUCGUCAAGCGUCGACAAGGCCACCGAGGUGGAGAUGCACAAUGUCAUCUCACGGGAGUUCAAGGGGUACACCGUCAUCAUGGUGUCUCACCGGCUGGACACUGUGAUGGAUUGCGAUACCAUCGUGGUCAUGGACAAGGGGCGCGUGGUAGAGAAGGGCGAGCCAGGUGUGUUGAAGGAUCAGGAGGGCGGUGCAUUUAGGGAGCUUUGGAACGCCAGUAGGACAUCCGAGGAAUGA